This is a messenger RNA of Chironomus riparius, 1499 nucleotides long. Lineage: Eukaryota; Metazoa; Arthropoda; Insecta; Diptera; Chironomidae. The record is from the annotation of a GenBank genome assembly.
UAAAACAAAAUGUAAACAAAUAUUAUCAACUCGUAUAAAAUCUUUAGACGACUUAUCCAACUUCAAAAUUAAUUGCACAUGGAUUUACCAACAUAACAAUUUUAGAAGCAGAGAAUCGAGUUGGUGGACGAAUAGAGUCGGUGAAAUUUAGUGAUGGGUUUAUUGAUUUGGGUGCUCAAUGGUGUAGUGGUGAGAAAGGCAAUUCCGUGUACGAAUUAUGCAAAAAUGAAUUUGAUUUUGGACUAACUGGAUUUGAAGAUUUUGAAACUUUUACUACGUUCACGUCGAAUGGAAGGAACAUUGAUGAGAAUAAACUCGCGAAGCUAUAUUCGUUGAGGAAAAAUUUGGAGGAAAUGACUAAGGAAAUGAAUGCUUCCACGCAAUCGACUGGUGAAUUUUUUGAGGAAAGAUAUUUUAAAGCUAUUAGGACUCCUGAAUUUAGUGACAUUGAUGAUGAACUUCGAGACAUGUUUUUAUCACUUUGGCAUCGACAAACUAAUGCAAUUUAUGCUGCACAAUCUUGGUAUGACCUAUCAGCUCAAGGAUUUGCUUCAAAUAUUUUAUGUGAAGGUAGACAAGAUUUGACUUGGAGGACAUUUGGAUACAAGACACUGUUCGACUUAGUUCUCAAAAAGUUCUCUGGAUCUGAGGAGCAUCCAAUCAAUUUAAAGAAUAGAAUAAAAUUGAAUAUAAAAGUCACCAACAUCAACUGGAAGUCUAACAAAGUUUUCAUCCAUACAGCUGAUAAAUCAGUAUUUCAAGCUGAUCAUGUUAUUGUGACGAUUCCACUCGGUAUCCUUCAAGUCAACCAUAAAUCUUUAUUUACACCAACUUUACCUGACAUAAAAGUAUCAGCCAUUGAGAACAUGAAGGUCGGAACUCUUAAUAAGAUUUUUCUAGAAUUCGAAGAACCAUUUUGGACGAAAGACUUUAAACUGAGUGCAUUUAUGUGGACAAAAGAGGAUUUAGAAGAAAUUAUCGGAACUGAUAAGGAAUGGUUGCAGAAUAUUUAUGGCUUUCUAUACAUCGAUGGAUUUCCGAAUCUACUAGAAACAGUCUUAAGUGGCAACAAGACGAAGGAAUUUGAAUCAUAUAGUGAUGCAAAAGUGGAAAGUGACUGCAUGUGGCUUCUCGAGAAGUUCCUUAAGAGAAAACUUCCCCGACCAUCUGCAAUGAGAAGAACAAGAUGGUCGAGUCGAGAGAAUUUCUUGGGCUCCUAUGCAUACCUUUCAAUGCAAACAACAGCAAAUAACAUCUCACCAAGUGAUUUAGCCAAAUCAAUUUGUAAUGCCGACGGGAAGCCAGUUCUUUUGUUUGCAGGUGAAGCAACGUGUCCAAAUUAUCAAGGAUAUGUUCAUGGUGCAUUCGAUUCAGCCAAAAGAGCAGCACAAGAGAUAAUUGAUUUUUAUUCAAAAGUGAUUGGAAUUAGCCAGAUUAAUAAGUUGUAAAGUUUGCGGUGUUGUUAAUAAAUUGAGCGUGAAUAAUUCAGUGAUUAUUGA